AUUACAAAGAACACCACGUAUAAUUUGGUCGUUUCGUCCCCACCGGACUCCAAAACCAAAACCAAAACCAAAAGUACCGUCCCUUCACACCUUUUCCGAACACACGCUCAUCACUAUCAGCACAGUGUACACUCUCCCAUGGCCGUCUCUUCGCUUCGUUUCCCGCUCUGUCCAUUCCUCAUUAAAAACCCAAACCCAACCCCAAGCUUCAGACUUUUCGGAAUCCCAACAUCACCCUUCAGACCAUACUGCUCUUCUUCUUCUUCGUCUUCCUAUUCCGCGUCUCCAUCCUCCGCCCACACAUGGGAAUCUAUCCACAAAAAGAAGGUCGUCUUGCGGGUUGGGUAUGUCGGGACCGAUUACAGAGGUCUGCAAAUGCAGCGAGAUGAACACUCAUUAUCCACUAUUGAAGAAGAAUUGGAGACGGCCAUUUUUAAGGCCGGUGGGAUUCGUGAUAGUAAUUUUGGGAAUCUCCACAAAAUUGCAUGGGCGAGAAGUAGCCGUACUGAUAAAGGAGUUCACUCGUUGGCAACGACAAUAUCCUUGAAAAUGGAAAUUCCUGAAAAUGCAUGGAAAGAAGACCCUUGUGGCAUGGCUCUUGCAAAUCACAUAAACUAUUAUCUUCCCAAAAAUAUUAAAGUCUUUAGCAUUUUACCCUCACAGAGGAGAUUUGAUCCUAGGAGGGAAUGUAAUCUCCGGAAGUAUUCUUAUCUUCUUCCUGCUGAAAUCAUUGGAAUUAAAAGUUACUUUAGCACAACUGAAGUUGAUCAUCAUCUGUUGGACUUCAACAAUAUAUUGAAUGCUUUUGAGGGAGAACAUCCCUUCCACAAUUAUACAGUACGGUCCAAGUACAGAAAACGGUUUCCUGCUAAACAAUCACAUGGAAAUGGCAGCGUUCCCAGAAGAGCAAAAGCAUCUGGUGAGGCAGCCUCUGAGAUCGAGGGAAGUGAUGGAGAGGAAGAUUUUCGGAGUGAUGGAGCAAUUGCAUUAGAUGUUGAGAGGAUGAGCAAAAACUCUUUAGAUUCCAGUGUUUCCCAUGAACUUCUAGCUGACACUUGCAAUAAGUACGAAAAUGGUCUGAAGUCCCGCACCACCAAUUUAGUUGUCCAUGCAAGAUGGCUACAUGAACCUGAUGAGAUGGACAGGAUAGGUGCUUCUCACUUUAGAAAGAUCUUUCACUGUUCUUGUGGAACACUGGAGAAAUCACUUGGAUUUCCUUAUGUCGAGCUUUCUAUAUGGGGAGAAUCAUUCAUGUUACAUCAAAUCCGCAAAAUGGUUGGGACUGCUGUGGCUGUAAAGCGGAACUUACUUCCUAGAGAUAUUCUAACUUUGUCGCUUUCCAAGUUCUCACGGAUCAUUCUACCCCUUGCCCCAUCCGAAGUGUUGAUUUUGAGAGGAAAUAGUUUUUCUCUGAGAAAAAGACCGGGAGAUGCAAUGAGACCUGAAAUGCUAGCGAUAGUUGAAUCAGAAGAAAUUUUGAAGGCGGUUGAUGAUUUCUACACCUCUAUAAUGUUGCCUGAAGUUUCCAACUUACUGGAUCCUUUGGGUUCUCCUUGGAAAGAAUGGGUUGAAAAAUUGGAUGAGCAUACAAGCAUCCCUGAUGCAGAAUUGGAUGAAGUCAGGGAAGCUUGGAAAUUGUGGAAGGAAAAGCUUCGGAGUAAUGCCACAGUUGCAUCAGUCAUAAACCAAUGAGACUAAG
Juglans microcarpa x Juglans regia is the source of this 1699-nucleotide messenger RNA. Its product is annotated as putative tRNA pseudouridine synthase. Gene Ontology annotation, molecular function: RNA binding; pseudouridine synthase activity. Gene Ontology annotation, biological process: tRNA pseudouridine synthesis; mRNA pseudouridine synthesis. The transcript has 7 exons. Bases 139 to 1692 code for a protein of 517 amino acids. The record is from RefSeq and is a predicted model, not a curated record. Lineage: Eukaryota; Viridiplantae; Streptophyta; Magnoliopsida; Fagales; Juglandaceae. Gene Ontology annotation, cellular component: nucleus.